AUGGAGCAUGGGGUCACCAUCGAAGAUGCGAGCAACCACGCGCGCUCGCUUGUGGCGUUCGAAGAGAUGCUGGAGUUCCUUGUGAUUCGCUUGUCACAGGCAAGCGACGCCCUGGCGCUUCCCGGGGAAGAAGGGGAGCUGACCUCGGCGUUGCGCGAGCUGUCAGCCCUCAUGAAUGGCCUGGCUGAGGACGUGGCCAUGGAGAGCCCGGCGCACCGCCGAGCUCUGUUGCGGACGUCCCUGCCGGCGAGCCUGAGGGCGAUGCUGGGACAGACGUAUGCGGGAGAAUCCGAGGGCGUGGUCGCUUCCGUGCAGGAGGCUCUUCGGAGCGUGGCCCGCGCUCUGGCGAAGGUAUUGCCAGUUACGGACGGCGCAGAGCUGGAGGGCGCGUGCGAGUCGCUCGUGCUGCUGCUGGACAGGCGGCAGGCGUUUUACCGACACACGGGGGUCCCGGGGGGGGCGGCGGUAGCGGGCGUGGAGGGGGCUGACCUGAUGUCGGUGUUGUCGGAGGAGGACUGGCGGAGAGGGGUUGGCUUCGCCGAUUGGGUUGACGCGGUGAGUUCCGAGAGCACUGCAGACGUCCGCCGCUGGAGACGCGCUCAGAUCGUAGAGGAGAGCUCCACCGGCCGACUGCGCCUCAGCUUCGACGGCUUGUCGGAGUAUCAUGACCAGUGGGUCGGUAGGGACAGCCCAAACAUCGCUCCUCCUGGGACCCGAUCGGGACAAGAGGUGGAGCGAUGGCGGCAGGCUCUCCAGCGCGGGAGCCUGGUGGAUGCUCUGGACCCUAACAACACGUGGACCAAUGCCACAGUCAUGGACACCAGAGAGCGGAUGGGAGCGCCGGUUGUCGUUGGCGUGGGGCCGAUGGGUGGCGACAGUGCUGACAAAGGGCUAGACCUCCUGGUGAGCUUCCGCGUGUACCACCCGGACGGAGACAAGGAGGAAGCGCUGCUGCCCGAGAGGCACGCGCUCCUCGCGGGAGAGACGGGCCAGGACCCCGGAAAUGCGGUCGGAACGCUGGACGCGUCACCCGCCGCCCGCCGGGAAGAGGAAGAAGCGAUGGCUGCGGCGGCUGCUACCGGCGGGCUCCGGGGAGACGCGCCUGGAGGGGGGGUAUUGGCCGAUCCCCUUGGUGCGGAAGGCGGUGGUGUCGCUGAAGCCGUUGUUGAUGGUGUCGCGGCGCCGGCGGCGGGCGGGUGGGGCCUAGCCGGCGGGAGGGGGGUUGCCGGAGGCAGCGAUACCGUUGGCGGGGGGGCAGAGGGCGGCAGAAGGGGCCGGCGGUACUUCGGGCUCGCGUCGAGGGACGAGUGGAUCUCAGCCUCCAGCGCCCGCAUAGAGAAGCUGAACUCUAGGGCGCCGUGGAAGAACUCUUGGACGGAGGAGGCACCUGUCAACGACAAGGAAGACCCGUAUCUCACGGAGGACGGGAGCCACCUCGUGUUCGCCGUGCCGCGCGCUCCAGUCGACGGUGCCCCCUGCCUGGUGGCCGCCGUAAACGCCUUCGGCCGAGCAGGCGGUUUCGAGAACUUGAUCGUGCGCCUCUCGCCCCCGGCCCUAGAGGAGACCCUCCCCGCGCCGCUCGCCGAAGCCCCGCUCCCGCCAGCGCCCCCUUCCACAAACACGCCUCCCGACGACACCGAAAACCCGACCCCGCCUUCACCGCCGCGGCCUCCUGUCGCCGCGGACGAGGGUGGUGUGGUUUCUUCCGUCACGGCGGCGACGGAGGGUAGCGGCAAGAAAGUGCCGGCGCCGGCGCCGGCGGUUCCCCUGGAGGCUCUGCGCAGCGCGCUUGUCGCCGUGGCGUCGGUGCGGCCUCUGCUGGCGAGGAGGGUGGCGAGGGCGGUCUUGGGGCGGACGGCGACGGCUGUCUCGGCUGCGUUGAAGGGGGCUUCGGACUCGGAGCUCCGCGGCUUGUCGCGCGAGCGACUGGAUGGGAUCGUCAACGGCUUCCGCGAGGUGUUGAAGAGAGGCCACAGGAGCAGUGAGGCAUACCGGCGCGUCGAGUGGUUGCAGCUCGACUUGGCUCUCAAGCUGUACAGUUGUCCUUUCAUGGAGCGGAAGCUGCAAGGCCUCAAGGUCCUGGCGGAUGCGGUGGCAGCCGCGGAGACGCCGAUUUCUAGCUCCAUCUCGCAGGGGAGUUCCCCCGCACUCACUCCACAGGAAUUGGUAGAGUGGCUGGACGACAACAAUUUUGUCAAGGCUCUGUUCGCGGGUCACACGCAGCUGAUACGCCGGAGCGGCGACGUGGUUGGGUUCUUGUGCCGCGAGAGAGCGCUGACGGGGGGACACGUGGACAUCAUCUGGGCCGCUGGCGGUGGAGGGCAGGACAAGGACCGAAGAAUAUGCGUUCACGAGGUGCUUCGACCGUUUCUGUAUCAGCUGGACAUGGCGCUCUUGGAGAGGCUUGUGGACAAGCUCAGGGUGCAACCGCCGGACGAGGUCAUCGAGGACACCGUGACUUUCAUCAGAGAGACGGCGGAGGCUACCCAGCAGGGCGGCGCGGCACCCGCCAUCCGGUUGUUGGACCUCCUGUGGGCAAUGGCAGACGACAGGUCUCCUUACCGUCCGCGCAUCAAGGCCAACGCGGCGGAGAGCAUUCUGCCGGUGGCAGGGCUGCGUGGACUCAGGGGCCACCGGGCGCAGACCCUGCAGCGUUGCGUAAAGAACGUCGAGGAGGGCCGGGCUGUUGUCACUUCGCUCAAGGUGUUGGAGGCGGUUCUGCAGAACUACCCUAAGGACGCCACGAGCUACGAGGUCUUGUCUAGGCGAGACGUGAUACACAACCUCGAGGCUGAGAGCGGCUUGACGGAGCUUCUCCUGAGAGAACUGGAGAGUUACGUCGCCGGCUCGAGAAGUAGCACCCUGCCGGAGGACACCAGCGACGGCAGUCUGGCUGCCGACCACAGCAACAACCCUCCUUCGCCUUCGCCGGUGUCGGCGGGUCCUGCAUCAACCGCGGCGGGGGUACGCAGCCUUGAGAGGAGGGGGGGGUCCGACAAGAACGAUGCCCACCUUGCCCAGGUUAAGGCCCGGCUGCACACGUUGGAGCACGUCUUCGACAACUCUCGCCUGGUGCUCAGCACGGAGCAGAUCAAGCGCCUCUGGGCGUGUCUCGGGCCCGGCCCCGGCCCCGGCCUAGCGGGGGCGACGCCUGGCGAGGUUUCCACUCUUCUCUCUUGGUUUUCCAAGGCGUGCGAGGCGUGCGAGGGGGAGGGGGGGGGCGGCAUGUUUGAGCCCGGCGUCGCUGCAGAGCUAUUUCAGGAGCUGAUCGUAUCCGACGGAGAAAAGAGAGACUUCGCAGCCACGAGCGCCAGCCCCGAGUGGUUCUCGUGCUUCCAGACGUUCUUCUUCAAGGUCAACCGGCAGUCGGGUCGCAUGCACGUCACGACUGCUCCCACCACCACCACCACCACCACCAGCCCACGCGCCGACGCGGCUUCGACAGCAGGCCAGACGAGGGGCAGGGGCGGUGGAGACGAUGCGGAGGGCAUGGUAGCAGCGACGGGGGACGGAGACGUGGGUCGAGACACGCCACCACGCGAUCCAGACUCCCCCCUCGACUUGGUGGUGAUACCGUCGGAGCUUUCAGGGAUGCGAGCUCUCUGGAAUGUCGCCCUAGAGGCUGAGGACGCGACGGUGGUGGACCAGGCCACGAGGCUUCUCAACCGAACUCAUCAGGAGCUGGCCCCGGGUCUGCGAGAUCGUGUCGGCGAGAUCCGCGAGGAAUACAUCAACACCUGCAUGGCCUACGUCAAGAAGGGAAACGACGACAGCACCGACUUGGCGGACAGCAACAACGACGCUCUUGCGACGACGACCACGCCUGGCGAGUCGUCUAAGGCCUCGUCACCAUCACCAUCACCAUCACUAUUGUCAGCGUCAUCGUCAGCGUCAUCGUUAUCGCUGUCGUCCUCCCGGCGACAGCGGUCCGUGGUGCGAGCCCUCCACCUGCUGGAAGAGUUUGUGGACGAGACGGAGAUGGGGGGCACCGUGUGGAUAAGGGGCCACGGGGCGAGGGUCAGGGGCGCAAAGGUGGUGCUCAACUUCGAAAACAAGGUGCCGGAGCCGAAUCGGAUGGCCUCGAGCUUCAAGGUUGAGAUGCAUACCAACAGCCAAGUCUGGGAGGUCCGUCGAAAGGUGGCCCACAGAGGCAAGAUGCCUGUGGAAGACGUCGAGCUGAAGGUCAUGAGCGGCGAAACUGGUAGCGGUUCGAGGAACGGCGGUUACGCCGGCGGCACUGAACGACGAAGCGUGGAAGCGUUGGAUCGGAGCAACUCCAGGCGGCUGGGAGACCUGGGCUUGCGGAAGGGCGACGUGUGGGUAGUCUCGAGGAGGACGGGGCCAGCGAUCGGACGUUCACCCCUCCUCGACGCCUCCGGGAGACUCAUUCCGAAAGCUCGAGCUAUCUUCGAGCAGUGGUUCCACAAGUUCGAGAACGCCCAUGGCGUGAUGGACCGGGUGGGCGCCGCGAGGUUUAUCGACAGCUGCUGCCAUGACCAGUGCAAGCCCACGGAUGAGCGGGUCAACAAGUUCUUCAGGAACUACGACAAGACGGGCGACGGUUACAUGCGGCUGGAUGACUUCUUGAGGCUCUUCAGGGACAGCUGCAAGGAUCUGCCGCAUGUGGUGUGGAGCAACCUCAGGGCGCACCACUACAGGGACGAUCUUACGAGGCCCAGCGUCUACGAUCCCGCUGCCACUAACACGGACGAAAGAGGGGAGGCGACUCCUCCCGAAGGCGACAACCCCUUCCGCCGCACCGCGAGCCAAUCCCAAGAACAAGACCUACCCCUCCCCCGCACCAUCAUCUCGCGGGACCCCCCCAGCGUGAAGAGCCUUCUCGGCGUCCUCUCCCUCGGAGGGGCCGCCGCCGCGGCCGCCUGGCGCUUCCUCAUGCGGCUCCCGACCAACCCCGAGAUGCUGGAGGGGAUACGCAGACUGGAAGGUUUCCGGAGCGGGGGUGGGGGCGGCGGUGGCGACAAGUGGAAGGCCUUGCUCGGUCCGCCCGGGUCGCACGAGAUGCUCUACACGCUGCAGAUCGUAGACGGGGUGUUGGACUUCUUGGCCGGCUCGGGGGGGUUGGGGGAUGGACCCGCGGGGGGAAACAAGGAGGCGUUUGCUUUGGACGGGCCCGAGAGUGUUCGAGAGAGUGUUGGAGAGUGGGAGGGCGUAGACCCCGAGGUUUGGGUGGUGGGUUUCGUGCGCAGCGGCGGAUUCUCCCAGUUUUGCGAAGCGAUACUCACGAGGGGGCUCUUCGGCGACGGUCUCCCCGAGAAGAUGGUGGACGCACAGCAGGCGUGCCUGGCCCUCAUGCUCAAGGUGGUCCGAGUUGUCCUCCUGGGUGUUCUCUCCAUCUCGACGACGGAAGGGCAGCUAGACACUCCUGCUGCUACCGCCCUGUCAGCGCCUAUCCUUCUCGACGAUUCAGAGGUGACGACAGCAGCAGGUGGCACCCCUGAAGGAGGAGGCGUCACCGCUGCUGAAGCGACCCCCAGCCUCCCGAACCCAGCGGGGAACACGCCGCCAACGGGAGAAGAUGCGCCGCCACUGUCUUCGCAGGGUGCGACCGGCGCGGUUGCGGGCGCCGCGGCCGGCGAUGACGUGCCGCCGACUGGUGGCGCAGAGGGAGAUGGGCAAGCUUCGCCUGGGGCCUCAUCAUCGUCCGAGGGGGGGGCGACGCGGUGUGGUUCGGUUUACGGCAGUGGUGUGGGUGUGACGUCCUCCGCCGACCCCGGGUCGCGUGAGAGGGCUUGCGGGCUGUGGGCGUGCUUGCCGAGGGACGUGACGGCUGCGGUGCUUGGGGCGAUGGAGACGCCAGAGCUGCAGACUCGACUGAUGGAGCUCGCGGGCGUGGCAGCAGACAUCGCAGACGCGAGUUCGCGCACCGCAGGGGGCGCCGGUGGUGUCCGGCAGCAGGCUGGCCCGCCCCGUCCAUCGGAGACCGCACCCGGCAGCACGGCCCCGCUGGACUUAUUCGGUUGGGUGGGAGAGGGCGCUCCCGCCGACGCGAUGGCACAGGAGGCGUUACGUCUCUGGGUGGGCGUGUCGCGGGCGCCGGCGAGGCGUCACGGGCGGCUGCCGCUGCCGUCGGUGGAACGGCGGGUGGAGGGCAGGCAGGGAGUUGCCGAUGAUGGGCGUUCCUCUACGACCGCGGGACCGGGGGCGGCGAUGGACGGGCCUAUCUUGAAGGCGAUUUUUUGCGCGAGCGACGCGAUCCGGCUGCAGCUGGCGCAGUCCCUGCUUUCGGUGUGCGGCGGUACGGGGGGUCCCGUGGGGAGCACUGGAGGCGAGGGUGUGGGAGCGCUGACUGCGGGUUCGUCAUCGCCGAUGGGUGGCGAUGUGCCGAGCGAUGAUGCCUCCGGCAACACUGAAGAGGAGACGGACGAUGGGGUGCUUGUGAGCCUUGGCGCAGGCGAAGGGAGCGCCACCGCCGGAACGGGGUCCCCCGCACCGGAAGCAGAAGCCGCUGCUUCGGCCGGGAUAAGAACGACCGACGGCCUGCGGGAGCACGUCGUGCGGCUGCUGCUCGCCAACAUGCCGAGGGCGGAGGGGGCGGGUGCUGGGCCGCGGCGACGGCGGCCGUCGGGAAGGAGGGACUGCACACAGCUGUUCGAUGUCUUGUGCUCUCUUGUGGAGGAAUCGAUCAAGGGUGCUGCUGCUGCUGCUGCUUCUUGUACGACGGAGGCCGAGCACGACCGUCUUCGCGUUGAUAGCCUAACGGCUGACGUGGUUGAGCGGUUGCUUGCGCACCCUUGCACGGAGAGGAGAGGCGCCAGAGAGGCCGACCAGGAUACCCUCCUGGUUGGUCUCCUGAAGCUGGAAGUUACCAUCGUGGAGGCAUGCCCAGAAGCUGCUCUUCGUGUGGGAGAGGGGCUCGUGGAAGCCCUCCUGGACGACUUCCUCUUCGCUCCGCCAGCCACGGCCAGCACAGCCUCUGAGUCCCUGGCGCCGACCCGACCCAAGUGCAAGACGGUGGCAUCGCGGGCCAUGGCCUACAAGCUACUGGCGGCCCUUUGCCGGCCGCGCUUCGUGUCGCCCGCUGAAGGCGGGCGGGGUGGCGAUGAUUCUGCGGCGGAGGGGAGUGGCGGCGCUUUCGACGUGUCGCACAACCUCCGGCUGCUGCUUGAGAAGGGGCUGAUCCCUCUGAGGCAGCUCUUGUCCAAGCCGGACGUGUGGGGGUACAGCCCGAGCCUGGGCGAGCGGAGCACCGUCGGGCGCGUGGGGCUACGGAACUUGGGGAACACGUGCUACGUGAACUCUUGCCUGCAGCAGCUCUUCAUGAUGGAGCCGCUGAGAAACGGACUCCUUAGCCUCGGGGAGGGUGACACCGAGCCUGGCAGCCUCGUGGGGGAGCUGCAGAAGCUUUUCGGGCACCUGACGAUCAGCGAAAAGCAGGCUGUGGACCCCCUCCCAUUCCUUCGAAUGGUAAAGGACCUUGAUGGCAACCCGAUCGACGUGUCGGUGCAGCAGGACGCGCAAGGGUUCUUGCUAGACCUCUUCGACAAGAUGGAGGCGGGCCUAAAGAACACCCCGCAGUCCUCCCUCAUGUCAACCUUCGAGGGUAGGCAGAUCACACAGCUCAUCUGCCCGAAGCCUGCGGCCGCCGCCGCCGCCGCCGCCGCCGCCGUACCUGAGACGACUGCCGCAGCAGCAACAACGGUAACGCCGCCCCUUGAGGGAGAGCAAGAGGUGGAGGAGGGUUUCGACAUGAGGGAGAGGGGAGAGGCGUUCAUGUGCGUAAGCCUGGAGGUUAAGAACAUGGUCGGGGUGGAGGAUGCCCUCGAGAAGUUCACGGAGAAGGAAAUGAUCGAGGGAUACGCUUGGGAUGACGAGCGGAGGGACGUGUCCAUAUACAAGAGGACCGUUCUAGGGAAGCUUCCGCCGAACGUGGUGCUCCACCUGAACCGCUUCAAGAUGAACCUUGACACCUUCCAGACCGAGAAAGUUAACACGCGAUUCGACUUCCCCACCCGACUGGACCUAGAGCCCUUCACGAAAGAGGGCUUGGCUUGGCGGGAGCGCGUGGAGGCUGCGGGGGGACGCGGGCCGGAGGACGCCAAGAGGCUUGGCUUGCCGGGACCGUACGAAGUCCACCCUCGGUCGUACUACACCUACGAGCUUCGCGGGGUGGUCGUUCACACCGGAACCGCAAACCAGGGCCACUACUUCAGCUACAUCCGAGACCCGAAGCAACAGCAGCAGCACGCCUCCUCCUUUGCCGAAGAAACGGUCGAGGGCAGCAGCAGCGGUAGCAGCAGCAGCAGCGGGUCGUCUCCCGCUAGCGCGUCGCAGCCUCCGGACGCCGACAGGAGCCCUUCUACAGCGUCGCUGUCUACGGACGGCGUCGGCGGUGGGGGUGAUGAGUCGAAGGAACCGGCGACAGCGGCCGCCAACGGAGGUACUGGUCUCUCGCAGACGGAGGCUGAGGGUGCCGGGGGGGUUGGUGGUGCAGACGUGGACGGUAAGGGGCCCCCGCAGUGGUGCGAGUUCAACGAUACCAUGGUGAAGGAGUGGGCCGUGGCGGGGCGGAGAGCGGGAAGCGAGGGGGGGGAGCGGGGGAAGGAGGACGGCGGUGGGAGGAUUGGCGGGCUGUCGACGGAUUGCUUCGGCGGGCAGCAGACCAUGCAGGAGACGGACGAGUACGGCUGGCCGCGCACCCUCCGAAAGGACAACAUCCAGAACGCCUAUCUUCUCUUCUACGAGCGUGUUGACCAAUCUUACGGCGCGGGUGCCGACACCGCUAGUCCGGAAGAGGAAGGGGAGGGGGGCUCUGGAGAGCGGGAUCCAGGCAACCACGGCGAAGAAGUGGCGGCCCCCGCUGCACCGGCGGAGAAAGCGGAAACGGGAGUUGGCGGGGUUUCCACCUCGGCAGCGGAGAUGGAGGCUGCGGCGGUGCCGCCUUCCGUUUUCCGACAAGUCUGGGACGACAACAACAAGUUCCUUCUCGACAGGCAGCUGUACCACCCUGACAUGUCUAACUUCGUGUUGGAUAUCAUCAAGGCUGUUCGACAGCUUGCCUCCGCCUCUCCCGCCACCACCGGGGACAGAACAAAGCCAUCGCCGGGUUGUCUCGCAGACACGCCUGCUGGCGCCCUUGAAGCGAAAUUACCGAGAGAGGUUCCGCCUUUGUCGGACGGUGUAGCAGUAGAUCUGGUGGAGGGGUUCUUGGAGUGGGGAGUGCGGUACCUUCUCGACAACCUGGCGCGCGCGCUCGACAACGACGCCUUUGCUCCAUUGGUGGAGGAGUUGCAGGGGCUGUACGACCUAAGGCCUGAAGCCGCGGGGGCUUUCCUCGACGCGGAGACGGAGGGGGGUAUGCAGGGGAUGCGGGAGAUGCUUCUGCUGUGCCCCGACCGCUCCGUGCGGGUGGCGAUGCGAGGUUUCUACCUCCACCUGCUCGGCAUUCUAGCGGGGGCGGAGGGGGACAGAUAUCUUGACUACGACGACCCUCCCCCAACGCAGCAGCAGCUCGACCCCUCCUUGUUAGCCGACCAAUCCGUCACCGAGGGGGGGGGCGGCGGCGCCACCGCCGCAAUCGCCGGAACCCCCACCGCCACGCCGACAUCGAGCGGCACCGCUUCUGCUCUGGAAGAGGGGACGGAGAACGCCCUGUGGCCUGCAGCAGGGGAUCAGGUGCAGCUCCAAGAGGAGAUGGAGGAGGAAAGAGGGCGGUCGAGCACGCGGCUGGGGAGGGUGGUGGCCGGCUGGGUCAGUCUGCUGCCCGACGCGGCCAGAUCUUGGGGACGGUUCGAGCAGUUCUUGGAGGUGAUCGAGGGCGUCGGCAACAUGGGGGACAGGGAGAGAGAUCUGCUGCUCAACAGGCAGAUGGUGUGCCGACUGGGCUCAUUCUUCUUGCAGGAGAAGAGCCCGAUGUACGACCCUCACAAGCGACUGCCGAGGAUGGGACACAAGACAGCGCCGCCACGCUUCUCGCCGCUGGUGCGCUGCUUGAGGUCGCUGCGCGCCCACUCCGGCGAGACUUCUCGGUGGCAGCCGAGGGGAUCGGUGCAGGUGGAAUCGGACACGGACACUGUGUCGGAUAGCGAGGGGUCCCGCAGUGAUGACAGCAUGAGAGCGGUCAAGUCGAUGCCGGUGGGGCCGGUGGCGGCCUUCCCAGACAGCGGUGCCGACGCUAUUAACGAGGAGGGCGGGCCCUUACCGUUGUCCCUGACGACAUCAUUGGCUCCGAUGGACCGCGAGACUCUAGAGGUCACGUCCGGCUCGCCUUCUUCUGCUGCAGCUGCAGAAGAGGGGGGCGAUGCAGAGGUUGUUGGGGUGGCGGGGGUGCGGGGCAGCAGGAUGACCGCGAAAGAGCGGUCGAGGAGCGUGGCCUUGUCUCCGGGUUGCCGACGGUGCCUGAACUGCGAGACGCUGUACGAUCUGGCUUUCGAGGAACACCACGCACCGGAGGCGGCGGCCGAGCUCAUGUGCGCGUGGGCGGCCGACGCCUCUAAGCUGCUGCGACCGCUCUCCCGACUGAUCGUCCAAGGGGUCGACAGCACACCCUUCGCCGAUGUCGACAGCUGGCUGCUCGCCCUCCGGGCUUGGCUCGAGGUGGACGAUACCCUCAAGGUGGAGCGGUAUCAGAUGGUGCUGGGCACGGGCAAGCAAGAGGUGGAGCCGAAGCUCCUCCUGCUGAUGAUGUUGCAGCAGGAAAAGUACGACAAGUGGCUCUUCCGCGUGCUGAUGGUCGUCUCGGAGUUGAUGGCCGAAAAUGCUGGCAUUGGGGCACAUGUCAGCAAGCUCCGCAGCCACGAGAUGCUCCCCUGGGCGGACUGGAUGACCAAGCACCUGAUGGACACAUACGACGCAUACGGCUCUGCGCUGGGCGGUGUUGGGCCGCUUCGGGUGAAAGAGAUGGACUUGAUCCAGAUCAAGGAAAACCUCAGCGCGUACGAGAAGGCCUACUUUGGCCACACGGCGGAGGAGCGUUUGGUUGACAUGACCAGGAGGGCCAGGAUCGGCCCUGCCGAGGGAGAGCCGGGUGUGACUCGGGUGGAGAGCUCCACAAGCAACGGCGUUCAGGUGGAGAUGCUAGACGCGACAGACACGGCCAUGAUGAUGCUCGGCGCUGGUGGCGGAGGGCACAUGACGAUGGCGGGAGGAUUUCCCCUCAAACGCUUCUGGAGGGUAACAAACCACCGGAUGGACAGCGUGACCUUCACCUUCAAGAUUGAACCCACGCCGUCACGGCUGGACACAGUCUACCCUUCCCGCCGCCCCAACUACCACGUCCCGGCCGGGCGCGACGUGACACUGCUCCUUAAGCCCAGAGAAACGGCGGGCAUCAUGGAAGUGGACAAGCUCGACCUCACCAGGGAGUUUCAGCCGCACCCAUUUAACUGGGUUUUCGAGGCGCUACCCGAGACACCAACAGCGACAGAGGGAGCAGCAACAGCACCACCGCCAGCAGUAGCAGUAGCAGCAGCAGCAGCAGCGGCAGGGGAAGCUGUUCCUACGACGGUCCUGCCCACGGCACUGACGGCGUCCGACCUCCUCGAGAAGCAAGCCCAGCUCGAGGGCGACCUCGGGGAGGCGGCGAGGGUGGCUCUGAAGCUCGAGCAGGAAGAGGCCGCCGAGGCUCAGGCUGCCGCGAUCGCCGCUGCCAAGCGAGCGGAAGAGCACGAGCUGUCCCAGGCGGUCGCCGCGACCGCCUCCUCCCUCCCCGUGAUCCCGUACGAGGUGGUGUCCAAGGUCAAGGCGGACGGAAUCUCGUCCUCCUCGGAGGGAAAGGUCGGAGACGCGGGGGCGGAUGAUGCCGGGCGGAGGGCAGGGGACGAGGCGGAGUUUUGGGCAGUCAGGGCAGAGGCGGGGCCACGGGUGGAAGACGAGGAGCACGGCGAAACCGUCCUGUUUUCUCAUGAGGGAAGUGGUAGUGCUGACGGCGGCGGCAGCACGUCGGCCGGGGAGACGGCGGCCGUUCAAGAUGCGGACACCGCCGAUGGGAGUCAUCCCGAGGACGACAGCAGCGACCACCGUGUGAACAUUUGAUGAGCUCCUGUAGUUUAGGACCUUCUCUGAAGGUGCGCGGGGGGGGGCGGUUAGGUGCCAAGGGGUCACUUUCCAGCCCUCGAACCGAAGAAGCGCAUUCUUUUCAUUCUACGAGUUAUUAACUCUGCGAAACCUUGCAUAUUGGUAGGCGUUGGUGCGUAAAUUUUCGACGACACGUUGCGAGCUGCGGCGCGUUUACGUUUUCAUGUUCGUUAGGAUAUAUUUCGUGGUUCGGAAGGAAAUACACAUACCGGUAGGUGUGGUCAUCAGCGGCAUUGUAGAGUUCGACGGUUGUCCCGUCGUGUUUGUCGACGUGCGUUGUGAGUGACGUCGAACGCAAUUUUGGUCUCCAGGAAGAGGUGUCUCUGUGCGUGUGCGUGUGCGUGUGCGUGUGUUUGUGUCCUAUUGAGAACUGAAGCGGCUUGAUUUUUCGUCCAGGUGUCUGUCUGUGUAUCUGCUCACGAUUUGUUUUGAAUCACAUACGUUUGUUUGCCGUUCAGCAUUUCCGAAUGCAGUAGUCUCCCUCAUCAAUGUCAGGGUAUUUUUUCAUCCAAUAUUUGGACUUGCCGUGUUUGUCACUUGCCCAUCGUCCGUACACACAAAUGGAGGAUACGCCCCACCCUACCCAAACAAAAGCUUCUUCUCUUCCUUGUGUUUGGCACUGACCACUGCCAUGACGAGACGUCCGUGCUCGAUGUAUCUACAGUACCUACAUUAGAGGGGCUUCGCCUCAUCUGUCACAACGGUACUCACGCGCUGGACAGACGGCUCCGUCGCUUCGAACGUGUGCUUCGAAAGAAAGAAACAACAAGAACGACCCACCCGCCGGCAGGCCGUUCGUUCCGUGCGGCGGAGCUCCUGCAGAGAUUGGGAAAAAACUAAUGCGGCACAUCGACGUGAACGGAUAUAUUGUAUUACCCCCCGACAACCCCGAAAACAUCCAGCUCUGCACCGCUGACACCACUAGACAACACGCCCAUGCAGACAGGCAGAAGUUGUUCUGAGCAAAGUUGUGUCCUCCAAGCGUCUGUUCUUCGGUCACCGG
This is a messenger RNA of Ectocarpus siliculosus, 13036 nucleotides long. Lineage: Eukaryota; Phaeophyceae; Ectocarpales; Ectocarpaceae. The record is from the annotation of a GenBank genome assembly.